UUCCCUCUCAUUGUCAUCACUUCAGCCUUUCCAGGAUUCAGAUUAAUUCAGCUACUCUUCAUCAGGUGCUGAUCUUGGCCCUUGGAUGGCAAAGAAAUACAGUAGCUGGUUCUGUGAAGGUGAUGCAGUGAUCUCAGCAGUACUCAAUAGAUGUAACCACUGAGCUGAGACUUGUUGCUUUUCAAGUGUUGACCAUGAAACUAAAGAAUUACUUUGCCUCCAGUAACGUAUUAUUUGCCUCCUAAUUUUGCUUAUAUGAAAGUCAGUUCUCCUUGUGUGUUAAGUUUCUAAUAUAAUAAUUUUUAAAUGGAUCCUUCAAACAGUGAGAAACUUUCUCACUUUGUGGACAAGCAUAGUGAUUCUAUAACAUAGAAGUUAUUAAGACAUGCAAAAUGUCAGUGUUAUUUCACAGGCUAAGAAGACACUGAUUUGGUACAACUUUGCAGUGCAGAUCAAUUUUUUCAGACAGAUUUUACACCCCCAAAACCAGGUGUCAGAAUAGAAUGCCAGUGAAGGCUUUUGGCAGAGCAUCUUGAGGAAUAUUUCUAUAAUGUGAGGUCAUUUGUGAUCUAGAAAAUAUUUCCCAAUAAAGCAUUGAUAUUAAGUGGCAUCAUAAUGGCCUUUCAGAAUUUGUGUAGGAGUAUCCAUCAAGCUAAGUGUGUCAUAUUGUUUUGCAUCCUAGGUUCAGUAGUCUGCUAAAUAAAGUCAUAUCUGAAAUGCAAAGCUACAGCAGUUCAUGCCUUCCCAAUUAUAAAGCAUAUUCUAGGCUGGUAUGGCCAGGGUGCUUUAAAGAGGAAAAAAGUGUCUCCAUCCAAAUUAGGCACAAUGGCUGAGAUUUACAAAAGUCAAUGCCUAAAUUAGUUACUCACAUCUUGAUUUAACUAUCUCAGUAAGUGGCCUGAUUUUCAAAAGUGCUGAGCACCAAGCACAUCAGUCUUUCCAUAAAGUCCAAAGAAUCCGUAAAAUGUCUUUAGAGCAGAAAGAUUCUUCUUGCGAUCGCUCUACUUUUGCCCUUCAGCAUCACUCCAGUUCUCUCAUUUCUCCAUGUCCACUUCCCCAUUGCCAUCUUUCUACAUGUUUAUUACGAAACACUCAGAUCGCCUGUUUUCUUUUGCUUUUUCGAUCAGAGUUUCCAGCCAGCGUUAUGGAGCUGUUGAUCAAAUGUCUCAUGCCUCUGCAGAAGGAUAUUUUGCUACCGACAUUCAGAUUUCAUCAGCCUGCACUGGUGCCAUCGUUCCUGAUCACAUGACCAAUGGAGAAGAACCCUCUGCUCCCCCUGCUUAUCCCAUAGACGAAAUCUCCGGCUAUGAAGGCACAGCGCUGGGUGAUGGUGGAGGAAAAGGUUUACCUCCUCCAUCAAAUCUGGUGACUGAUCGUGGAGGUGGGCCCUCUCCAGCCCAAACAGACUGGAACAUUCCUGCUGUUUCAGAAGAUGCAGCCAAAGAAGCUCUUAUACAGUACGCGGCCAGUAAGUGCUGCUACAGCUCAGCCCCUGCCAAGGAAAUGGUGUUUCAGAAUCUGCAGCCAUUCAACACCUACAGAUAUCGGCUAGAGACCUUCACUGAAUCCAGAUCAUCUGAAUGGAAGACAACACCUUACAGGGGUGAAUUUGUUGACUCCUUUUUGCUUGGGCCAGCUCCUUUGCCAUGGAAUAUACAAGUGGAAGUUCCUACCAUGUUCACAGACAACAUAACCAGAGUCAAAGUGCCGCAUACAUCUUCAUUAAAGGGCUGCCAUAAUUGUCGAUGUGCAGGUACAAUUCACUGCACAAAGUGUCAUGGAAGAGGAAAGGUACAGUGCUGGAUUUGUCAUGGCUCUGGGAACCGACUGAAUGAGGACAGGUGCACACACUGCAGUGGUUCUGGUCGGAGCAGAUGCAACAGUUGUUCUGGUUCAGGCCAUAAAACCUGCAUAACGUGUGCAGGAAAAGGACAGUUGCUGUACUACAUUGAGCUUCAAGUCAAAUGGAAGAACAACAUUUUUGAAUAUGUGGCGGACCAAAGAUCUGGGUUUCCUGCUGACCUCUUCAAGGAGGUCACUGGGCAGAAGAUGUUUGUUGAUGAACAGUCCAUGGUUUACCCUGUUGUGAAUUUUCCUGAUCCUUCCAUCAGUCAGGCUUCCCAGAAUGCUGUUGUGCAACAUCAUACUCAGUUUGCAUCUACAUCUCGUGUACUGAGACAGAGGCAAACUAUUGAGCUGAUUCCUCUUACUAAAGUGGAAUACGACUGGCAAGGGAAAUGGUAUUCCUAUUAUGUUUAUGGAGAUGAAAAUAGGGUGUAUGCAGAGAACUACCCCAAAAAGUGCUGCUGCCUCGUUAUGUAACUGACUGAUCACUUCUCAGAAUGCCAAGGACAAUAGCUGUUGUCCAGACCCAUACAAGGAAAAGCUUCAUCUAGUACUAUUUUUGUUUUGUUUUGGUCAAAAGAAGUUCAUUGAUUUGCAUGUUUGGGGCAGGCUGCAGCAGAAAGAAAAUGGGGGAGCGAGAGUUUGUCAAGUUGAUUAUUCAGUUCCAGGACUGGAUCCUGUAUGUAUGUCACAAUCCCUGUGGGCCACUUGACUUUUGCUGUGGCUCUCCCUGUCCUGCCCUUGCCACUAGUAGAAUACAAACUCAAUUUGGGAUU
This is a messenger RNA of Dermochelys coriacea (leatherback sea turtle), 2621 nucleotides long. Its product is annotated as protein SSUH2 homolog. Lineage: Eukaryota; Metazoa; Chordata; Testudines; Dermochelyidae. The record is from RefSeq and is a predicted model, not a curated record. The coding region runs from base 1045 to 2322 and encodes 425 amino acids. The transcript has 14 exons.